UUUAUGUGGUUGCAAUUAGAUAGCUAGCCUUCUCCCUUUCACAUUUCUCUCUGUGCAUCUUUCUAAUGAGAUCAGAAGGUCAAGCACAGCCGAAAUGGGAAGGCAAAACCUCAGCCGAGCUCAAAAGCUCACCAGCACAACAGGUCUGGCCUUUCCUAGCCGAUUUCUGCAACGUACAAGAAGUCUUACCAGGCCUUGAAACUUGCUACCAAGUCGAGGGAGUCCCCGGCCAGCCGGGCCUGAUCCGCUACUGCGCCGGACCGGCUACCGAUAACGACGAGACCACCGUUAAGUGGGCCAGAGAGAAGCUGACCGCGAUUGAUCCGAUCAAACGGUGCUUCAGCUACGAGAUCGUUGAGAGUAACAUAGGGUUCAAGUCGUAUGUUGGAACCAUACAAGUGGUUCCGGUGAUAAACGACGAUGAAGGGUGCAUGAUCGAGUGGUCGUUUGUUUGUGAUCCGAACGAAGGGUGGCGAUUGGAGGACUUCCAGUCUUAUUUGGAGUCUUCUCUACAAGGGAUGGCAAAGAAGAUUGAGGAUGCUCUUCUGUCUAGUACUAGUGCUACCGUGUGAUGAUUUACAUUUUCUUGCUAGUUGUAUUGUUGUCUCUGUAAUGAUUCUAAGAGCACUGUCUCUGAUCUGAACGUUUCGUAUCAAGUUCUCUUUUACUUGGC
Rosa rugosa (rugosa rose) is the source of this 673-nucleotide messenger RNA. RefSeq lists its product as uncharacterized. NCBI's taxonomy places the organism in Eukaryota, Viridiplantae, Streptophyta, Magnoliopsida, Rosales, Rosaceae. The transcript has a single exon. Bases 66 to 572 code for a protein of 168 amino acids. The record is from RefSeq and is a predicted model, not a curated record.